AUGAAUAGAUUAAUGUUAAAUUCAACUUUAAAGUUGAAAUCAAUAUUAAAAAAUGCAAAUACUAUAACUAAUAAAUCAUCGUCAUCAUCAUCGUUGUCGUCUGCAACAUCAACAUCAUCGUCAUUGUCAACUGCAAACAAAAACAGUAGCAAUGAAUUAAGUAAUAAAGUUGGAUACUUUACAUCAUCAUUAUCAAAUUUAAAUCUAAAUAGUAUUGCUCGUUCAUCAUUGUCGUCAUCCUCGUCAUUGUUUGACCCAUUGAACAACAGUAAUCAUCAUACCACUAUCGCAAAGAGAUUCUUUCAAGGUGCUGGUGGAAAUGGCAAUAAUGGACAACCAAAGCAGCAACCUUGGGUCAACCCUGACAAUGUACCACCAGGAGAAGCAUUGGCAAAGUACACAAAAGAUCUGACAGAGAUUGCAAAGCAAGGUAAAGUAGAUCCCGUCAUUGGUAGAGACGAAGAGAUUCGUCGAACUAUUCAAGUACUCAGUCGUAGAACAAAGAAUAAUCCUGUAUUAAUUGGUGAACCUGGUGUUGGAAAGACUGCAAUUGUAGAAGGAUUAGCACAAAGAAUUGUAAAUGGUGAUGUACCAGAUAGCGUAAAGAACAAAAGAGUAUUGACAUUGGAUCUGGCGGCGAUUGUGGCAGGUGCCAAGUUUAGAGGUGACUUUGAAGAGAGAAUGAAGUCUAUUCUAAAGGAUGUAGCUCAUUUCAAAGGAGAGGUGAUUCUCUUUAUCGAUGAGUUGCAUACUUUGGUAGGUGCUGGUGCCGUCGAAGGAGGUAUGGAUGCAUCCAACAUGUUGAAACCACAGUUGGCAAGAGGUGAUUUGCAUUGCGUCGGUGCCACUACCACCUCAGAGUACCGAAAGUACAUUGAAAAGGAUCCAGCAUUGGCCAGAAGAUUCCAAUCGGUUAUGGUUACAGAGCCAAGUGUUGAAGACACAAUAAGUAUCAUGAGAGGUCUCAAAGAGAGAUACGAGGUGCAUCACGGUGUACGUAUCACCGACGGUGCCCUCGUGUCUGCCUGUGUCAACAGCCAGCGUUACAUCACUGACCGUUUCUUGCCCGACAAGGCCAUCGACUUGAUCGAUGAGGCUGCCAGUCGUCUCAGACUUCAACAGGAAAGCAAACCAGAGAACAUUGAGAAUCUCAACCGAACCAUCAUCACCAUGAAGAUUGAAAUCGAAGCUCUCAAAAAGGAAACGGAUAUUGCCAGCAAGGAACGUCUCGCCAAACUCGAAAGUGAACUAGCCACCAAAGAAGAAGAAUGCAAGAAAUUGACAACCGUUUGGAUGAAGGAAAAGGAGGAAUUGGAAAAACGUAAAAUGGCCAAUGAAAAGUUGGAAAAUGCCAAGAUUGAGUUACAACAGGCUCAAAGAAGAGGUGACUUGACUAGAGCUGGUGAGCUUGCCUAUGGAAUCAUUCCAAAUCUCGAGAAACAAGUACCCAAGGAUGGCGAUGGACAGGAUCUCAACCUUUCCAUGAUUUCAGAGGCUGUCACUGCCAAAGAUGUCGCACUCGUCAUCUCCAAGGCCACAGGUAUUCCAGUACACUCUCUUAUGAUGGGUGAAAAGGACAAGUUAUUAAACAUGGAAAAACAACUUGCAACCCAAGUUAUUGGUCAACCAGAGGCUAUCACUGCCGUAUCAAAUGCCGUUAGAAUCAGUCGUGCCGGUCUUCAUUCUCAUAAUAGACCAAUUGGUUCUUUCUUAUUUUUAGGUCCAACUGGUGUUGGUAAAACACAAUUAUGUAGAACAUUGGCAGAAUUUAUGUUUGAUAGUCCAAAUGCAUUGAUUAGAAUAGAUAUGUCUGAAUAUAUGGAGAAAUUCUCUGUUAGUAGAUUGAUUGGAGCACCACCAGGUUAUGUUGGUUUUGAAGAGGGUGGUACUUUGACAGAGGCUGUUAGAAGACGUCCAUACUCUUUGGUACUUUUUGAUGAGUUUGAAAAGGCUCAUCGUGAAGUAUCGAAUCUAUUGCUCCAAAUGUUGGACGAUGGCCAUUUGACCGACUCUCAAGGCAGAAAGAUUGACUUUAGAAACACAAUGAUCAUUUUGACAAGCAAUCUUGGUGCCGACGUUCUUGCCAAUCUUCCAGAUGGAACUCCAAGCUCAACAGCACGUGAAAGCGUCAUGCAAGUGGUUCGUUCUGAAUUCCCACCAGAAUUUUUGAAUAGAAUCGACGAUAUGAUCCUUUUCAAUCGUCUCUCUCGUUCCGACAUGGAUCAUAUUGUCGACAUUCAAUUGAACGAUCUUCGUAAACUCUUGAGUGAUCGUCAAAUCACAUUGGUCGUUCGUCCAACUGCUUUGGAUUGGUUGGCCGACCAAGGUUACGAUCCCGUCUAUGGUGCUCGUCCAUUAAAGCGUGUCAUCCAAAAACAUCUCCUCAAUCCAAUGGCUAAAUUAAUUCUUGAAGGUAAAAUCACUGAAAGACAUAAUGUAACUAUUGAUGUUAACAAGGAUGUAAAUGAAUUAUCAAUUAAACAAGAUGAUUAA
Cavenderia fasciculata is the source of this 2493-nucleotide messenger RNA. RefSeq names its product AAA ATPase domain-containing protein. Gene Ontology annotation, cellular component: cytoplasm. Gene Ontology annotation, biological process: cellular response to heat. The transcript is spliced from 3 exons. Gene Ontology annotation, molecular function: ATP hydrolysis activity; ATP binding. The record is from RefSeq and is a predicted model, not a curated record. Bases 1 to 2493 code for a protein of 830 amino acids. Lineage: Eukaryota; Evosea; Eumycetozoa; Acytosteliales; Cavenderiaceae.